AUCGAUAGGACGUCGUCGUUUACACAGAAACUGAUGACGUCAAUCGAUUGUCUUGAAACUACAUGUUAUGGAACCUUUAGCAACAACAAGUAAAUGUUUACGAUAUGAGCAUCGAACCUGAACUUAAAAAACGCAAAAUGGAGCCACAUAUUGGAGGAGAUAACGGGACUGUCCAAAAUGAUUCUUCGAAAUCUGUUCACAAUUUGGCAUCUCAAUCAGCGAGUGGCGAUUUUGGAGCGGACGAUUUGCACCAGUAUGUAAUGGCAUUACCAGGAGAGGAGGGCGAGUCAAACCCUGCCAACUACAAGAUCAUUCGUCAGGGGUGUGCCCUGGGGGACGAGUGGGUCCAAACAUACCCUCCGCCACUUAGCUCGUAUCCUGCUCGAAGCAUCAGAACUGGAAACAGUUUCUAUGAUAGUUUUGUUCAUAAUAUUACAAAGUUAGCAGGUUUUCGACCCCUGAGAACAUUAGCUAAAGGAAGAUCAGGAGCGAUUAUAUUAGCUCAAGACCUACACAAGGUGAACCAUUAUAAAGAGAGCGAGUAUAUCCCAGUGGUGCUGAAACUGAACUCCUCCAAACCGCGACGGAAAACCAAAAUCACCCUCAAAACAGACAUGGAUGAGGAAAUGAGAAUUUUCAAAGAGUUAAAUCAUUGUAACAUUGUCUCUUGGAUUAGCAACAUAAGCUGUCAUGGUCGAAUCGGAAUCGUUAUGGAAUUUUGUGAAAAUGGGAAUUUGGAACAGAUACUGCGAAUACACGAUGCACGUUUUUUAACAGAACCCGUAUGUAGGAGAUAUUUCAGAAAUAUCUUUGACGCAGUAGAGUAUAUUCACCUACAAAAUAUUGCCCACAGAGACAUCUGCACGCAAAACGUCUUCUUAACUUCUCAAAAUACUCUAAAGUUAGGAGAUUUUGGACAUGCUGUGUAUUUCUUUACAGGAGAUCAGUUGCUAAAGGACGAGUGCGGAACCAUUGGGUUUCAAGCCCCAGAAAUCGUCAACGAGGAAGCAUACAAUCCUAAAUAUGCUGACAUUUGGUCAUUAGGCUGUACCCUGUACCGUAUGUCUACCGGUCGGCUUCCUUUGGGAGUAAUCCCUAACCAAAUCAAGGAGCGUGCAUCCAAAGAAAUCCAGUUUCCAGAGAAGCGUGUUUUGGAUAUUUCGCAACCUCUGAGAGAGAUCGUCCGUGGCGCCCUCGCCUUCAAUCCUGGUCUACGCUUUACUUUGAAUCGGAUCAAACAUUGCGAUUGGAUAAAGGAUUCCUGUAGUAAAGUCCAGAUAGGGAACUUUCACAUAAUUCGACAACCUCGGAAGAUCCGAGAAGGGGAGGUGGAACAAGCGCUCAAGAAGCGUUAUGAAAUUUAAGUUUUAGUAUGCCUAGAGAAUCUUCAAUCAUGUGUCUCAUUUCCGGCCCAUGUUCCUCAUUUAAUUCUUGAACAGCAAUAAAUUUUUAUCAAAUUGAUGCA
Molecule: messenger RNA, 1465 nt
Organism: Saccostrea cuccullata (small rock oyster)
Lineage: Eukaryota; Metazoa; Mollusca; Bivalvia; Ostreida; Ostreidae
Product: serine/threonine-protein kinase Nek7-like
Exons: 1
Coding region: 105-1364 (419 amino acids)
Biological process (GO): protein phosphorylation; intracellular signal transduction
Cellular component (GO): cytoplasm
Molecular function (GO): ATP binding; protein serine/threonine kinase activity
Source: RefSeq, a predicted model, not a curated record